Molecule: messenger RNA, 3186 nt
Organism: Penicillium antarcticum
Lineage: Eukaryota; Fungi; Ascomycota; Eurotiomycetes; Eurotiales; Aspergillaceae
Exons: 6
Coding region: 1-3186 (1061 amino acids)
Biological process (GO): signal transduction; regulation of GTPase activity
Cellular component (GO): cytoplasm
Source: RefSeq, a predicted model, not a curated record
AUGGACAGUCAGAGCUAUCCAGACUCGCCCAUGGAGCAGGAUGAGUCCUACCCAUGCAAGGGCUGUGGAGAGACACUAGAAGAGGGGAAAGCCUUUGAACUUGCUGGAAACAGAUGGCAUAUCGAUUGUUUUCGUUGCAGCACCUGCAGCACUCUCCUCGACUCGGAUGCACACCUCCUCUUGCUAGGCGACGGAUCCCUUAUCUGUAGUAACUGCACGUACAGCUGCAGCUCCUGCAAUAACAAGAUCGAAGACUUGGCCAUCUUGACCGGAGAUCAAGCUUUCUGCGCUCAAUGCUUCAGAUGUCGAAACUGCAAGAAGAAGAUCGAGAAUCUCCGUUAUGCGCGCACCUCACAGGGAAUCUUCUGUAUGGAUUGUCAUGAGUCAUUAAUGGCGAGACGAAGAAAACGAAAAGCUGGCGCCAGUAACAAGAGGCCAACGGGGCCCAAUGUGAAACUGGAUAAGUCAUUGCCUUCCUUGCCCCCGAGCAUGGAGGAGGAAUCAAUCAUGGACGAAACACCGGGUGAAUACCCGGAGGGAAUGACGCCUGAUCCUGGCCGAAUGGUGGGAACACCAGAUGUGAAUGAAAGGCCAGAGAGCUCGACUUCAAACCAGGCAGCAGACAAUGAUAAUCUAAUUCUCCCAUCUAGCACAUACCGAAGCAGUCGGCAGUCAAUGGCGCGGAACACUGAUGCAGAUGGUGGUGAACUACUAAUUCCCCUCGCCUUUGACCCCUCGGCCGAAGGUCGCUCUUCCCGUGGGCAUUCGCAAACACGACAAGAGUCUUCCCGUGACUACUUUGGCCAAUUUAGAUCUGGUGAAUCUUCGCACAGGGCCUCUCACGACGGGCGUGAAUAUCUGCAGGAGCCCCCCUCCCGUACCUCUUCCGAAAACCCUUCUCCUCAUAUUGCCUACCAGGAGAAGGGAUGGGAACGAAGCGAUAGUAUCUCACCCGACAAACCUCCACAGACUGCUGAUUCAUCAAAGCCUGCAAGGUCGAGCUCCAAGCGCAAUUCCACCGACAUCCCUAUCAGCUUUGGGGAAGCAAGCAACUUUUCCGACGCUGCUAGCCCCGAUAGUAUUGGUUCGAAGGAAGCCUCCAAUGAUACAAGACGACAGAUUCCCUUGGACGGUAUUACUUCAGCACCAGCUCGUCCCUCGAAUGAACUUCGACGUCUCCACGAUAAUGGCUCUAUGGACUCUGCCCGCUCCCAGCCCUCCAACAUACCCCAUCUGCCCAAGCGGGGCGAUUCUCUUGAAGGCAGGCACCAUCAGCUUCCUAGAAAGGAGGUCGGAUCAUCCCCUGCCUCUUCGCAGUAUGGAGACUCCCCGAUGUUACGGAGUGAUACGUUCGUACCUCCUUCUCGGCCGGCUCCCUUGGAUACAUCUCACCUUGAUUCGCACUCUCAAUUGGAUGGCGCGGGUUCGCCCUCCUUGUUACGUUACAACAGCGGUGGUGACUUUUCCAUGGACGAAGAGUUGUCUCGCAUUAUCGGUGGUGAUGAUCCUGUUGGCCGAGAGAGUGAGUCUUUCUUGCGCCGUGUUUCGAACUCCGUUCGCCAUGGCCGAAGCUACAGUGAGAAGAGCCUACGCGGGGGAAGAGACAUCAAGACGCCCGUAUCUCCAGCCAAUGGAAGUCAAGCUGGCGCAAGCAUUGGUAGUCCCACAGGUUCUCAGUCUGAGGAAAUUUCCUGGCUCCGAAAUGAAUUGCGCAAGGAACGUCAGCGUAUUACCGAGCUGGAAGCAGCUGCUCGUGCCACAGCAAAUGUCAAGCAAGUCAACACUGAACUUUCCGAGAAGCGCUCCACCAUGGUUGUUCUCGACGCCCAGCGAGAGAUUGUUCUGCGUGAGCUCACAGUCCUCACCGACCACAUGGAAGCGGAGAAGCGCGGAGGCACCAGUGGACCAUUGGAUCUUGGAAAACUCUCGAACCGUGUAUUACGGGAGCUGGCCGAAUCGAUCCAGAAGCUGAAAGAAUCCUAUGCCCCGCAGAUUGAGGAACUCAUUCAGAAGCGAAAUGACCUGACUGAGGAACUUGAGUCUAUGGUCAGUCAGAAGGAGAAGACCUUCCAGGAGUUCGAGCAACUGUCAUCAAAGAACGCUCAAUUGGCUGAGCUGAACAAUCAGCUUGUUCAUCAAAUCCAAGAACUCUACAAGGCCACCGAGGGUCAACCCCGAUCCAACGGUCUAGGCAUUUCUCACAACAAGGAGAAGUCCACAGCUUCCAUCGAAGCUCUGAAGCCUGCCAUCAAUGAUCUUCAACCUUCCAUUUCGACUGCUCACAUCGCUGAAGAGUCUGAGCCUGCCACCGCCACGGUCGUUCCAGGACCCCAGGUUGUCAGCAUUCGUAAGGGACAGCCUCGCAAGUUUAACUGGAAGAAGGGUGGCCAGAACGUUGCCAAGGGCGUGAAGGGUCUCAAGGGAGCCUUCAUGGGCACUGAAGGAGAAGCUGCCGGAGGUCUUCCGCGUUCCCAGACUCAGGAUCCAAGUCGUCAAGGCUUUGGAUUCUUUGGGAACCAAAGGCACAAGCAGGGAGGGAAGAUGUCUCAGGCUGACAGCGUGCCAGCGUUAGCUGAAGUUGCUGGUGAUGCACUGUUCGGUGUUGAUCUCGAGGCUCGCAUGGAGCACGAGAAGAGCAUCAUUCCCGCCAUUGUCACCAGGUGUAUUCAGGAAGUUGAACUUCGAGGUAUGGACAUGGAGGGCAUCUAUCGCAAGUCUGGUGCGGCUUCCGCUAUCCAAAUCAUUCGUGAGGGCUUCGAACGCUCUCCGUUCGAUUACGAUAUUUCCGACCCUGACCUCGAUAUCCAUGCUGUUACUUCUACAUUGAAGCAGUACUUCCGCAAGCUUCCCAACCCGCUGGUCACCUAUGAUGUUUACGAGCUUAUCAUCGAUUCUGUGGAAAUCCCCUCCACUCAGGGACGCAUUGAGCUUUUGCAGAAGAGUCUGCUGGAACUCCCUCGCGUUCACCGCGACGUCCUGGAGUUCCUUGUCUUCCAUCUCAGACGUGUUGUUGAGCGUCACGAGGAGAACCUGAUGACCAGCCAGAACGUUGCUGUGGUCUUCGCGCCAACCAUCAUGCGCCCUGAGUCUCUUGCCCGUGAGAUGACUGAUGUCCAGAAGAAGAACGAUGUCCUCAAGUUCCUGGUGGAGAACUGUCAGGAUAUCUUCAUGGGCAUGCAAGGCUAA